UCUCAUAGCGGGUCAGUCCUCGGAACCAAACAUGGGGACAGACGGACUCAAAACUACAUUAGGGCUCAUCUACCUGACGCUGCUGGUCGGCGGCUCACUUUCUCAGACUGUAAACAUCAUUCCGUCUCUACAGAGGCCGGAGCUGAUGACAGCAAAUGCAAAUCACAUCGGCCGAGUGUGCACCACUUGGGGAAACUAUCACUGGAAGACCUUUGAUGGAAAUUACUUCCAGCUUCCCUCCACCUGUAACCAUGUCACCACCUACCAGUGUGGGGAAAGCUACGAAAAUUUCAACAUCCAGAUGAGGCGCAAGGUGGUUGACGACGUCCCCACCAUCAGCAACAUCAUUAUGAUGAUUGACGGCUCUGUGGUGGAGCUGUCGCAGAAAUCAGUGGAAGUCAACGGACAGACGGUGACUCUGCCACACGUCUCAUUCGGGGUGACGGUCACGGGGGACUCAAACAGUGUCACGGUCGAAGCCAAGCUAGGAAUAACAGUCGUGUGGAACAGGGACGACUCGCUGGAUAUUGAAAUGAAUGGCCAAUACCAGAACCAGACAUGUGGACUCUGUGGAGAUUUUAACGGGAUAUCUAAUGAUCUGACGAAGGACGGAGUUCAGCUGUCUGUGGCCGACUAUGCUGACAUCUCCAAGGUGGACGGGCCGACAGAGAGCUGUGAGGAGCCUGAGAUCAACCAACAGCAGAACUGUGGCCAUAAGGCACUCUGUGAGCAGAUCUUCUCCAGCGCUCCAUUCAGUAGUUGCCAAAACCUUCUGGAUCUGGACGCCUUUACCAAAAUCUGUAUGGCUGAUAUGUGCAACACUGAAAAUGACAACGACAGCUCUGUCCUCUGCAAAACCAUCUCAGAGUUCUCCAGACAAUGUGUCCACGCUGGCGGCAGGCCCCAACAAUGGAGGAAUGAAAGCUUUUGCUAUAUGAAAUGUCCAUACAACAUGGAGUUCAUGGAGUACAGCAAUCCAUGCAUUGACACCUGCUCCACCCCUCAGGCCAGCCUGACAUGUGACAGCCACUUCUAUGACAGCUGCCGCUGCCCUGCUGGAACUGUCUAUGAUGACAUCGGGGAUGGUGGCUGUAUUGUAGCCAAUCAGUGUCCCUGUAAGCACAACAACAAAGUCUUCCAAUCAGGACAGUCGUACACUCACGCCUGUAGAUCCUGUGUGUGUAUGAGUGGCCAGUGGCGGUGUACGGAGGAGAACUGUCCAGGAGUCUGCUCCGUGGAGGGAGGAAGUCACAUCAACACCUUUGAUGGGAAAGUCUACACCUUCCAUGGGGACUGCUCCUACGUCCUGGCUAAGCCAAAUAAUGGCUCCAUGUACACUGUGCUGGUCAACCUGGUGAAGUGCGGUCUGGGUGAAAGUCGGACCUGCCUCAGAGCUGUAACUCUGAGCUUAUACAGCAACUCUGUGGUUGUUAAAAUUCAGGCGUUGGGUCAAGUCUAUGUGAACCAGAUUCUUUCUCAGCUCCCUCUGUUUACACCCGAGCUGAGUGUCUUUAAGCCAUCGUCCCACUACAUCCUCACUAAUUUCAAGGGGGGCAUUCAAGUGUUGGUCCAGCUGGUCCCCACGAUGCAGGUCUUCAUCACAGCUCAACCUUCACACAAAGGACAGACUGCUGGUUUGUGCGGAAACUUCAACAACAUAAUGAUUGAUGACUUCAGGACGGUCAGCGGGCUGGUGGAGGGCACCGCGGCAGCGUUCGCCAAUUCAUGGAAAACUAGAGCAAGCUGCCCCGACAUUAUACCACACCCUCUUGGAUACCCCUGUCGCCAAAGUAUCAGCAAAGAGAGUUACGCACAGUAUUGGUGCUCCAAAAUAUCAGACCCUGAAGGAGUGUUUGCCCCGUGCCACUAUAUGGUUAGCCCUGACACCUACAGAGAUAACUGCAUGUACGACACCUGUAACUGUGAGAAAAGUGAGAACUGCAUGUGUGCUGCGGUCUCCUCGUAUGUCUACGCCUGUGCCACCGCAGGAAUCCAGAUCGAGGGCUGGAGGGACAACGUCUGUGGCAAAUUCAGCACAUGUCCAGUAGGACAAGUGUAUCGCUACAACAUGACCAGCUGCCAACGUACCUGCCGGUCCAUCAGCCAGCCCGACUACUCUUGCCAGACCAAGUUCACCUCAGUGGACGGCUGUGGCUGUGCAGAGGGAACCUACAUGAACGAGAAGGGGAUGUGUGUGUCCAGUUCAGCCUGUCCCUGCUACGUCAGUGAUGACAUCAUACCUGCUGGGCAGGCUGCCAGCAGAGACGGCGUCACAUGUUACUGCAGAAAAGGAACGUUGAGCUGUCCAGGAGAGACCCAGCUAACAUCCAAACCAACAUGCGUUUCCCCCAUGGUUUACUUUGACUGCUCUACUGCUGACCCUGGGUCCACUGGGACUGACUGUCAGAAGAGCUGCGGCACUCUGGACAUGGCUUGUAUCAGUGCGGGCUGUACGUCAGGCUGCAUGUGCCCUUCUGGCCUGGUGUCUGAUGGAGCAGGAGGCUGUGUCACUGAAGCCAACUGUCCAUGUCUGCACAAUGGACAGGCCUAUCAGCCUGGAGAGACUCUGACUGUGGAGUGCAACACCUGCACCUGCAAAAACCGAAAGUUCAGAUGUACCGAAAAAGUGUGUGAUCAAGUUUGUGGGAUUUAUGGCGACGGUCACUACACCACAUUUGAUGACAAGAGGUUUGACUUCAAUGGAGAGUGUGAAUACACACUCAUACAGGACAACUGUGGUGGUGGUCAGAGCAAUGGAAGCUUCAGCAUCAUCAGUGAGAACGUUCCCUGUGGAACCACAGGAACCACCUGCUCCAGGGCCAUCAAGAUCUUCAUGGGGGAUAAUGAAUUCCAACUUAAAGAUGACAGCUUCCAAAUGGUAAAGGGCAGCAGUGAGGUGUUCCCUACUCAGAUACAAAAGAUGGGUAUUUACCAGGUGGUGACGAUCAUGGAGGGACUUGUCCUCAUGUGGGACCAGAAGACCAGUCUUUUCAUUAAACUCAGCCCCAAGUUCCAGGGUAAAGUCUGUGGUCUGUGCGGAAACUACGAUGGCAACAUCAGGAAUGACUUCACCACACGCUCCCAGGAGACAGUGGCAGACGUUCUGGAAUUUGGUAACAGUUGGAAGGUUUCAUCCACCUGCCCAAAUGCCCGGCUAGUCAGCGAUCCCUGUUCCUCCAACCGCUACCGAGCAGCCUGGUCUCAGAAACAGUGCAGCAUCAUCACCAGUGUCACCUUCCAGUCCUGUCAUUCAAAGGUUGAUCCUGGUCCCUACUAUGAUUCUUGUGUGAGAGAUUCUUGUGCUUGUGACACCGGUGGGGACUGCGAAUGUCUCUGCACAGCUGUGGCUGCCUACGCCAAAGCUUGUAAUGGAGCUGGGGCCUGCAUUGCAUGGAGAACUCCAAAGCUGUGCCCUGUUUUCUGUGACUACUAUAACAGACAUGGUGGCUGUGCUUGGCACUACAAGCCCUGUGGAGCUGACUGCAUGAAGACAUGUAGGAAUCCAUCAGGAAACUGUUCAGAGCUCAUCACUGGCCUGGAAGGGUGCUAUCCAAAGUGUCCCUCCAACAAGCCCUACUUUAACGAAGACAGCAUGACGUGCGUUCCCUGGAACCAGUGUGGCUGCUAUGAUGACAAAGGCAACCAUUACGAUGACGGAGCUAAGGUUCCAGCAGAAAACUGUUACACUUGCUCCUGUACAGUCAGUAAAAUAAGCUGCCACUACGAUGUGAACUACUGUAAAUGCUAUGUUAAUGGCAAAACCUAUGACUAUGGGGAAACCAUUUACAACACCACGGAUGGGAUAGGACACUGCCUGACAGCCAAGUGUGGAGUCAAUGGGACUGUUACCAGGGAAAUCUACCCUUGCACUACUGUGGCAACCCCUGGUCCUCCAACUACCCCCUUUACAUUCAGCACGACUGGACCGACAACUACAGUUGUUGUCAGUACAUCACUGCCAACCACCACAAGUGGGACCACAGCAAGACCUGUAGAAACAACCACAUCUGAAGAGACAACUGCAAAGACAGAGACAACACAACCACCAACAGAAGGAACUACUAGCCCAGUUACGAAGUCCAAACACCUUAGCUACUACAACCGGCAGCACAGCACCAUGGAACUCCAGGAAAUACACCCCACCAAAGGUGAGCCCUCCUUGGCUGCAGACAUUGGCUCUUAG
Messenger RNA from Epinephelus moara (kelp grouper), 4183 nucleotides. RefSeq names its product mucin-5AC-like. The transcript is spliced from 31 exons. Gene Ontology annotation, cellular component: extracellular matrix. Gene Ontology annotation, molecular function: protein binding. Bases 32 to 4183 code for a protein of 1383 amino acids. NCBI's taxonomy places the organism in Eukaryota, Metazoa, Chordata, Actinopteri, Perciformes, Serranidae. The record is from RefSeq and is a predicted model, not a curated record.